CUUUGAGCCGGAACCGCCGGUGAACUUGGGCGCCACGUUCCUCGUGAGAGAGCCCGGAGGAUGGUGAACGCCAGCUGCUGCUGACCUGCCUCCGCCGCUGCUUCUCGGGGGCUGCCGAGCGCGGGGGCCCCCGUCUCCUUCCCGUGCCCGGCCGUGGGUGAACCUGCAGGCUCCUCACCCACCAGAGGACUUUUUUUUGAAAGGAAACGAGGGAGGGAGGGAGAGGGAGAAAACGAAGGGGAGCUCGUCCAUCCAUUGAAGCACAGUUCACUAUGAUCUUACUCACAUUCAGCACUGGAAGACGGUUGGAUUUCGUGCAUCAUUCGGGGGUGUUUUUCUUGCAAACCUUGCUUUGGAUUUUAUGUGCCACAGUCUGCGGAACGGAGCCGUAUUUCAAUGUGGAGGUUUGGUUACAAAAGUACGGCUACCUUCCACCGACUGACCCCAGAAUGUCAGUGCUGCGCUCUGCAGAGACCAUGCAGUCUGCCCUAGUUGCCAUGCAGCAGUUCUAUGGCAUUAACAUGACAGGAAAAGUGGACAGAAACACAAUUGACUGGAUGAAGAAGCCUCGAUGUGGUGUACCUGACCAGACAAGAGGCAACUCCAAAUUUCAUAUUCGUCGCAAGCGGUAUGCACUCACAGGACAAAAGUGGCAGCACAAGCACAUCACUUACAGUAUAAAGAACGUAACUCCAAAAGUAGGAGACCCUGAGACCCGUAAAGCUAUUCGCCGUGCCUUUGAUGUGUGGCAGAAUGUAACUCCUCUGACAUUUGAAGAAGUGCCCUACAGUGAAUUGGAAAAUGGCAAACGUGACGUGGAUAUAACUAUUAUUUUUGCAUCUGGUUUUCAUGGGGAUAGUUCUCCCUUUGAUGGAGAGGGAGGAUUUUUGGCACAUGCCUAUUUCCCUGGACCAGGAAUUGGAGGAGAUACCCAUUUUGACUCAGAUGAGCCAUGGACCCUAGGAAAUCCUAAUCAUGAUGGAAAUGACUUAUUUCUGGUAGCAGUUCAUGAACUGGGACAUGCUCUAGGAUUGGAGCAUUCCAAUGACCCUACCGCCAUCAUGGCUCCAUUUUAUCAGUACAUGGAAACAGACAACUUCAAACUACCUAAUGAUGAUUUGCAGGGCAUCCAGAAGAUAUAUGGUCCACCUGACAAGAUUCCUCCACCUACAAGACCUCUACCAACAGUGCCCCCACACCGCUCUAUUCCUCCGGUCGACCCAAGGAAAAAUGACAGGCCAAAACCUCCUCGGCCUCCCACCGGCAGACCCUCCUAUCCUGGAGCCAAACCCAACAUCUGUGAUGGGAACUUUAACACUCUAGCUAUUCUUCGCCGUGAGAUGUUUGUUUUUAAGGACCAAUGGUUUUGGCGAGUAAGAAACAACAGAGUGAUGGAUGGAUACCCCAUGCAAAUUACUUACUUCUGGCGGGGCUUGCCUCCUAGUAUUGAUGCAGUUUAUGAAAAUAGUGAUGGGAAUUUUGUGUUCUUUAAAGGUAACAAAUAUUGGGUGUUCAAGGACACAACUCUUCAACCUGGUUACCCUCAUGACUUGAUUACUCUUGGAAGUGGAAUUCCCCCUCAUGGUAUUGAUUCAGCCAUUUGGUGGGAGGAUGUUGGGAAAACCUACUUCUUCAAAGGUGACAGGUAUUGGCGAUAUAGUGAAGAAAUGAAAACCAUGGACCCUGGCUAUCCCAAGCCAAUCACAGUCUGGAAAGGGAUCCCUGACUCUCCUCAGGGAGCAUUUGUGCACAAAGAAAAUGGCUUUACAUAUUUCUACAAAGGAAAGGAAUAUUGGAAAUUCAACAACCAGAUACUCAAAGUAGAGCCUGGAUAUCCAAGAUCCAUCCUCAAGGAUUUUAUGGGCUGUGAUGGACCAACAGACAGAGUUAAAGAAGGACACAGCCCACCAGAUGAUGUAGACAUUGUCAUCAAACUAGACAACACAGCCAGCACUGUGAAAGCCAUAGCUAUUGUCAUUCCCUGCAUCUUGGCCUUAUGCCUCCUUGUAUUGGUUUACACUGUGUUCCAGUUCAAGAGGAAAGGAACACCCCGCCACAUACUGUACUGUAAACGCUCUAUGCAAGAGUGGGUGUGAUGUAGGGUUUUUUUCUUUCUUUCUUUUCCAGGAGUUUGUGGUAACUUGAGAUUCAAGACAAGAGCUGUUAUGCUGUUUCCUAGCUAGGAGCAGGCUUGUGGCAGCCUGAUUCAGGGCUGACCUUUCAAACCCAGAGGGUUGCUGGUCCUGCACAUGAGUGAAAAUACACUCAUGGGGAAGCUUCCAUGAUGCACAGUAUCUGCUGUUCUUCAGUCCUUUGUCUUUCUUUGUCAUUCAGUUCUAGGCCUUUCCUCUGCACGCUCAAUGCCCAGUAAAAUUUCAGGAUUAACUAAAGAAGAGGAAAAAAGAAGAAGAAAAGAUUCUUCUAAAAGGUUUCUAAUACCAUUUUACUUCUGAAGUCUGAGCCCAUUUCUGGGGGGAAAAGGCAAAUCAGAAUACCCAUGAUUUUUUGCUUUAAAGCAAAGGGAAAAAAGUUUAAACAGAAAACCCACAA
Messenger RNA from Carlito syrichta (Philippine tarsier), 2550 nucleotides. It is a transcript of the gene MMP16, whose product is annotated as matrix metallopeptidase 16. Gene Ontology annotation, cellular component: extracellular matrix. Gene Ontology annotation, molecular function: metalloendopeptidase activity; zinc ion binding. The transcript has 10 exons. The coding region runs from base 273 to 2096 and encodes 607 amino acids. The record is from RefSeq and is a predicted model, not a curated record. Gene Ontology annotation, biological process: skeletal system development; extracellular matrix organization; collagen catabolic process. Lineage: Eukaryota; Metazoa; Chordata; Mammalia; Primates; Tarsiidae.